Molecule: messenger RNA, 3059 nt
Organism: Manihot esculenta (cassava)
Lineage: Eukaryota; Viridiplantae; Streptophyta; Magnoliopsida; Malpighiales; Euphorbiaceae
Product: bifunctional dethiobiotin synthetase/7,8-diamino-pelargonic acid aminotransferase, mitochondrial
Exons: 14
Coding region: 138-2738 (866 amino acids)
Biological process (GO): biotin biosynthetic process
Cellular component (GO): mitochondrion
Molecular function (GO): pyridoxal phosphate binding; dethiobiotin synthase activity; S-adenosyl-L-methionine:8-amino-7-oxononanoate transaminase activity
Source: RefSeq, a predicted model, not a curated record
CAACCGCAGAAAUGCAGCCUCGCCUCCGCUUUUCUUCUUUCCUUUCAAAUUUCAACUCCGGGCGCCCGCUUUAAACGUGACAUUUCUUUCUUUCUCUUCACUUGCUUGCUACUGGCUCUAGGGUUCCGCUCAUCGCCAUGCUUCCUCCUCUCCUGUCGACCCUCCUUCGCCGUCAGCAUGGCCAUCGGCACUCUCUUCGCCGCUUCCUCCUUCAGCUUCAUUGUCAACCUUGCAGACUCUUUUCUACCACUACUUCAUCACCACUAAAUUUUCCACUCUCCCACCCAACCUACAUGAUUUGGGGCUCCAACACUUCCCUUGGCAAAACUCUGGUCUCCGCUGGUCUUGCCUCUUCCUUCCUCCUCUCCCCACCUGCGCAAUGCUCCAGUGGAAGGCGUAAAUUCGUCUACCUCAAACCUGUUCAAACGGGUUUCCCUUCCGACUCUGAUUCCCAUUUUGUCUUUGCAAAACUUUCCGCUAUCGCUUCCCGCUGCAAUCUUCCUUUCUCUUUCCUUGCCUCUAAUUCCGUCCUGAAAUCCUCUCUCUCUGCCGCCAAAUCGGUCGUUAGCAUUGGCGGACAUUUGGAGAUAAAUAAUCUCACUUUUGGAAUGCAUGAUUUGAACUUUCAUGAGAGUAACGCAGUUUUAAGUGAUGGGGAUUCGGUUUCGGAAUUAGUUUCCAAGACAUUGUAUGCAUGGAGGGAGGCUGUUUCGCCUCAUUUGGCGGCAGAGAGGGAGAAUGGAGUUGUGGAGGAUUCCGCUGUGGUAGAGAUGUUGCAGCAAUGUUUGAUAAAUGAUUUGGAAGUUAAGGGUGAGAAUGAGAAAAUGGAUGUUUUCUGUGUGGUUGAGACUGCAGGAGGGGUAGCCAGUCCAGGUCCUUCGGGAACCUUACAGUGUGAUAUGUAUCGGCCUUUCCGCUUCCCUGGUGUUCUGGUGGGAGAUGGGCGGCUAGGUGGUAUUUCUGGAACCAUUUCAGCUUAUGAAAGUUUAAAGCUUCGAGGUUAUGAUAUUGUUGCUGUUGUUUUUGAAGAUCACGGCCUUGUUAAUGAAAUGCCAUUAAUUUCAUAUUUGCGAAAUAGGGUGCCUGUAAUUUUGCUUCCACCUAUUCCACAAGAUAUGUCAAAUGAUCUGGUGGAAUGGUUUGGUGAUUCUGAGGAAAUAUUCAAUUCUCUGAAGAGAAUAAUGAUAUUAGCAUUUUCAGAAAGAAUUCAGAGAUUGAAUGACAUGCCCAAGAAGGCAAGAGAUGUUUUCUGGUGGCCUUUUACUCAGCACAGGCUUGUACCUGAAGAAACUGUUACAGUUAUUGAUUCAAGGUGCGGGGAGAACUUUGCAGUCUACAAGGCCCAAAAUAAUGAGUGCAUGAUUGAACAAUUUGAUGCAUGUGCCAGUUGGUGGACCCAAGGACCUGAUGCUACUUUACAGAUUGAGCUUGCAAGAGAUAUGGGCUAUGCUGCUGGAAGAUUUGGUCAUGUAAUGUUUCCUGAGAAUGUUUAUGAGCCAGCCUUAAAAUGUUCAGAGCUUUUGCUUGAGGGUGUAGGCAAAGGCUGGGCUUCUAGGACAUACUUUUCAGAUAAUGGAUCAACAGCAGUUGAAAUUGCCCUAAAAAUGGCAUUUCGUAAAUUUUCUGUAGAUAGUGGAAUCCUUCUAGAUUAUGCCAAGAAUAACACAGCUGAAACAUCCAUUGAACUAAAGGUGCUAGCACUAAAAGGAUCUUAUCAUGGUGAUACUUUGGGUGCAAUGGAAGCACAAGCACCAUCAUCAUAUACAGGCUUUCUUCAGCAACCAUGGUACACUGGCAGAGGCCUUUUUCUGGAUCCUCCUACAGUCUGUAUGUGCAACAGAAUAUGGAAACUUUGCUUUCCUGAAGGGAUGCGUUCUGGGAAUGUGAUUUGUAAAGACAUGGCCUUCAGCUCUCGUGAUGAUAUUUUUCACAAGAGCAGGGAUAAAUCAGAUCUCUAUGGAAUUUAUUCGUCGUAUAUAUCACAGCAAUUAUCACCAUAUUCAAGAUCAAACAGAACGAUCCAUAUUGGAGCGUUGAUUAUAGAACCAGUUAUUCAAGGUGCUGGUGGAAUGCUUAUGAUUGAUCCACUUUUCCAACGGGUACUUGUAAAUGAGUGCCGAAGUAGAAAUAUUCCAGUUAUAUUUGAUGAAGUCUUUACGGGUUUCUGGCGUCUCGGAGCUGAGAGUGCAGCAGAACUACUUGGUUGUGUACCAGAUAUAGCCUGCUAUGCAAAGCUGAUGACUGGGGGGAUGAUACCCUUGGCUGCCACAUUGGCUACAGAAGAAGUUUUUGAUUCAUUUAUUGGAGACUCAAAGCUCAAGGCCCUGUUGCAUGGACACUCGUACUCUGCUCAUGCUAUUGGGUGCACAGCUGCUGCUAAAUCCAUUAAAUGGUUCAAGGAUCCCCUGACAAAUCAUAAUGUCAUUGCUGAACAAGGGUUGCUUAGGGAGUUAUGGAAUGUGAAACUGGUGCAACAGAUCUCGUCGCAUCCUUCUGUUCAAAGAGUGGUUGCAUUGGGAACUCUAUUUGCUCUAGAACUACGAGCAGAAGGGAAUAAUGCUGGUUAUGGAUCUCUAUACGCACGUCCUUUUCUUCAGAGGCUACGCGAAGACGGUGUUUACAUGAGACCUUUAGGUAAUGUCAUCUAUCUUCUUUGCGGGCCCUGUGCAUCUCCCGAGAUCUGCAACCAACUUCUCAUCAAACUUCACACAAGACUUGACGAGUUCAGCCAAAGUUAAACAGCUGCAAGCUUCUAGUUAGCUCUGAACAGUAAAUUUCAGUCUGCAUUUUCCCUAUUUGAAAGAAAAGUGGUACCUUUUUAGGAUUAUUGUUAUGUGCUUUACUUUUGCAAAUGGGAUGCAAUCUUGCGGUCGUGUAAUAGCUUGGAAGCCCUCUACUCGAAGUGACGCAAUCCUAUGCAAAGAAUCCUUUAAUUAUGUCAUCCCUAGUUACAAUCUUAGCUUUUACGAAUUCUUAGUGCCGCAACUUAAAUUUAUAUGAAUGUGAGUUAUGUCAUCAUUUGAUCAAAUAUUUAUAUUUAUAUUCAUGAAUUUAUUAUA